Messenger RNA from Drosophila montana, 2301 nucleotides. Its product is annotated as putative helicase mov-10-B.1. The record is from RefSeq and is a predicted model, not a curated record. The coding region runs from base 105 to 2180 and encodes 691 amino acids. Gene Ontology annotation, molecular function: 5'-3' RNA helicase activity; RNA binding. Gene Ontology annotation, biological process: regulatory ncRNA-mediated post-transcriptional gene silencing. Gene Ontology annotation, cellular component: cytosol; P granule. The transcript is spliced from 2 exons. NCBI's taxonomy places the organism in Eukaryota, Metazoa, Arthropoda, Insecta, Diptera, Drosophilidae.
AGCUGAGUGUGAUAGAGUGUCUGUGCUUAGUCGCGCUGCAAAUUAUUAAUAAUUAUAGUUAAAUCUGUUUUGUAAACGAUUAAAUUGACUUUACCAUCAAGAAAAUGAACGUGCCAAGUAAUUACGCACCUAUCGAGAAGAUGUUGCGUGCCUUGGAGCUUAAAUUUUCCGACGAAAUUCUUGGAGAAAACGAUGCUACAUUUGCGUCUUACUUGGUGUCUCGUCAAUUAAGCAUCGAAAAUGUCUGUUCCGUGCUCACGACGCUGAUCAGCAUUGAGGAUAUAUCCAGAAUGUUGACAUUCGCAGAGCUCAUGCAGUUCGACGUUUCGAUCAAAGAGACUAAAAACGGCAACUGUAGCAUUCCGCUGCCUAAAAAGAAUAGUCAGUCAAUAUUGAUACCCUAUGUAGACGAAGUUUUGCUGCUGCCCAGCGGUACUCUGCAAGCUUCGCUAACGCCAAGGGAACGAAUUGUGAAACUAACGAGUAUAAGCGGUUUGGCUUAUAUAGUUUCCAAAGCGACGAAAGAAUGCGUUGUAUUUCGCAGGCGCCACAGCGUCAUUUCACCAGAAAACUUUAAGAACCACAAGUUCGAUGUGAUCUUUCGUUCUCCGCGAAUCCCGUUUCGUCUAAUGUAUCGAGCACUAAACCUGUUGUCGACAUCCCCAGAGACGCGUCGCUAUCUGUUUCCACUUUCGACUAUCCCGAAAUGUCCAAGCCAACUGAAAAGCUUCCCCUUGCUCAACAAUAACAUAGCAUCAAAUCCAGAACAGUUGAAAGCAGUACAGCAGAUUGUCGCAGGGCCCAAUCCGCAGGCACCCUACGUUCUGUUUGGGCCCCCAGGCACCGGCAAGACCACAACGAUUGUGGAAGCCAUCCUACAAUUGUACCUUCAGAAGAAAAGUCGUAUCCUUGUAACAAUAGCCUCGAAUUCAGCAUGCGACACGAUUGCCUUUAAGUUAAUCGAGUAUAUUGAAAAAGAUAAACGAUUUCAGGAACUUGCCCACCAUAAGUAUGUGCUGCUGCGCUUGGUUUCGUACACAAGAUUUAGGAAGAGCGCUAAAUCCAUGAAUCGGCUGGUGCUGAGGUACUCCAACUACGAGCUGUUUCGGGCAAACAAGAAAAAGACCAGCAAAUACAUAAAGCAAAUCGAAUUGGAGGAUUGUGGAAUCGUCGUGGCUACGCUGUGCACAGCCAGCAUGCGAGCUGGCCAGAGUCCACAUACAUUUACACACAUUUUCAUUGACGAGGCCGCCUCAGCCUCAGAGCCAGAGACAGCUAUGGCCAUUGCGGGCAUUAAAAGUCGCGAAUGCCACAUCAUACUCUCCGGGGAUCACAAGCAGUUGGGUCCGCACGUAAAGAGCGGUCGCGCUGUGACAUUAGGAUUGGAUCAUUCGCUUUUUGAGCGUCUAAUGAAACAUAACAUUUACGAAGAGGAUGACAGUGGUGCAUAUGACUGCACAUUGCAGUCACGAUUGCGACGCAACUUCCGAGCGCAUCCCGAGAUUGUUGGUAUCUACAACAAGCUAUAUUACAAUAAUGAGCUAUUGGCAGUGGCCCCACUGUCACAGGUUAACCAAGCCGCCAAGUGGAGCUUGCUGCCAAAUGGAAAGUUUCCCAUUUUAUUUCAAGCUACAAAGGGCGCCAUGGAGAGCGAAACUAAUUCAACCAGCAGCUUCAAUAAACUGGAGGCAAUGGUGGUCUGCUGGUAUGUGAUGAGCUUGCUCAAGGAGGGACUUGGUGACGUAAGGGUCGAUCAAGGGGAUAUUGGCGUCGUGACUCCAUAUUUGGCCCAACGCAAUCUUCUGAAGCGUAUGCUUCGUUUAAGAGGGCAUCCGAAUGUUGAAGUUGGCACUGUGGAGAGCUACCAGGGACGUGAAAAACCGAUUAUCAUUGCAUCGCUUGUGAGUUCCUUCAAGAGCACAAGCUUCCUGUCCGAUCCACGUCGCAUCAACGUGCUGCUCUCCCGUGCUAAGGUGCUGAUGAUACUAAUUGGUAAUCCGAUAAGUCUGGAAAAAAAUUACCACUUUAAGUUCAUCAUCGAUCAGUGUAAGGCAAACCACAACUUUUUGGAAAAUGUGGAGAAAUUUAAGGAUGACAGCCUUGAGGGGCUUAUAAGCAAGAUGAAUCUGAAGGAUGAUGAAAGUGAAGACAGUUGCAGCUCAUCUGAAGAAGAUGAUUAACGUUUUCUAUGUGUCUUGUAGACUUUUGAAUACAUAAAUACAAUGGUUUAUUUUCCUUUUCAUAAACAAAUUCAAACAAAUAAAUGUCUAAAAUUAAAAUAAAUUUUGUUUUAUAUCACAA